AUGGGUAUCCUGGAGUUGGUGGCCUCAAAUAUUGUUUCGCGAAUCGUUCGACUGACCAGUGACUUCGUGCUAUUGUGGAUCUUCAAGUUUUUUAAAGGAAAACUCCAACAAAUGGCAUUCCUGAGGAUCCUGGUGUUGCUGGUCGUCGGUGCUGUGGCUGCUGGAGCGGACUGUGGUCCAGAAGACGGGGCGUUCGUGUGCCGAGACGUGUGCGGCGAGGAGGUGAGGGGCGCCGGCGGCUACGGGCGCCGCGUGACGUUUGUUGGAGCGACGCUGUUCCUGGACUGCGUCAGGCAGGCGGACUUGAAGGAAGUGAAGCUGUUGUCGCCGACGGUCUGCGUUGGACGUCGGUCCGAGAUGGAUCGAGUGGUGACGCCGUGGAGGUGGUGCGAGGAGGUUGUGCCACCCGAGCCGGAGAUCUCGACGGCGGCGGUUCCGCCGGUGGUUGAUGAGCCUCGCCCGGUGGCGCCGACGGCCAACCUGGCGGUCGUCCACGUGCCGGCGGACAAAACGCCGUUUGUGGUCCGGGCGCCGCCCUCGACACAACAAAGCGUCGUGGUGGCCCAAGAGGUGCCGCACGUCAUCAAAGCGCCAUCGUCUACGCCAGAAGUGACUGUCAACAUCAAACAUGGUGUUGCGCACGUCGAGGCGGAUGUGGACCCAUGGACGGCGAUGGUCUUGGUUUUCAUGGGCCUUGGGGGGGCUGGAGCCACAUCCUUGGCUGUCUUUUUGGUUUGGCUCGUCAAGUUCAUCAGGAACAAGUCAUCGUACAUGAGGGAGUUGGUGCGGAUGCUGACGCCGGAGGAUCAGCCAGAUCCGGAAGCCCAACCAGUGGUGGAUCUGCUGGGGCUGGAAGAGGCGGAUAAACCC
This is a messenger RNA of Notodromas monacha, 870 nucleotides long. The record is from the annotation of a GenBank genome assembly. NCBI's taxonomy places the organism in Eukaryota, Metazoa, Arthropoda, Ostracoda, Podocopida, Cyprididae.